Molecule: messenger RNA, 3035 nt
Organism: Ctenopharyngodon idella (grass carp)
Lineage: Eukaryota; Metazoa; Chordata; Actinopteri; Cypriniformes; Xenocyprididae
Gene: lamp2
Product: lysosomal-associated membrane protein 2
Exons: 6
Coding region: 172-1260 (362 amino acids)
Biological process (GO): autophagosome maturation; protein targeting to lysosome involved in chaperone-mediated autophagy; cellular response to starvation
Cellular component (GO): autophagosome membrane
Source: RefSeq, a predicted model, not a curated record
UCGUAAGCUCGACGUAAGGCACAUGUGCAGGAGGAGGAGAGUGCAGUCCUGUCAUAUGACUUAUAUGAGCGCAGGUUUGAGGUUGAGCUUACAGCGCUGCUGAACCGGGUCACACUCGGUCCGGGCAUCGUUUACUGUCUGUCUUCUCUGAGGAAUCAUCCACCCGUCGCAAUGGCUGUCCGCGGUUGUGUGACCCUGCUCUUUAUUCUGCUGAGUGGUAUUGUGCAUGCUAAUGAUCAGGUGACAUCACCGUUACUUGAAACAGCAGAGCCCAGUACAAGCAAACUCCCCCCAGUCAUGCAGACUACUAUAGCUCCUCCUACCACCUCUUCAGCUACCACUCAUGCUGGUGUAACUUCAGAAACUCCAGGUAUUACGUCGGCCAAUGCGACUACCACAAAAUCUCCAACUACCACACAACCUCCAACUACCACACAUCACAACACAACAAAUUCUACCACACAACCUCCAACUACCACACAUCACAACACAACAAAUUCUACCACACAUCCUCCAACUACCACACAUCACAACACAACAAAUUCUACCACACAACCUCCAACUACUACACAUCACAACACAACUAAUUCUACCACCGAAGCGCCACACACUAAUGCUACAACAGCCCCGACUCUUCCUCCGACCACUGCUCCUAUCCCCAAACCGACUGUUGGAAACUACAGCGUCAAGUCUGACAACGUCACAAUCUGUCUGUUGGCAAACAUGGGCCUUCAGUUUAGCUUCAAAAUAAGUGGGAAUGCCAGCAUUCAGACUCUUAAUCUUGACCCGAGUCCUAAUGUAAUGGAAGUGAGUGGAACCUGCGGAGGUGGUGGAAAUGACUCUUCCCUUGUACUGAAGUCAAAGGAAAUCACAGUUCAUUUCUUCUUCACAAACGUUUCAGACAAGUUCCGUCUACAUGCUUUGGCUUUCUCUGUUGAUUUUGGAAAUGGGAGCACUUUUAGUGAAUCCAAUAAUAAUCUGUCUCUGUGGGAGGCAUCUGUUGGGAGCUCAUACAUGUGCAAAAAAGAGCUGAGUUACAACAUCACCGACAAGCUUACCAUCAAUACGUUCGAGCUACAAGUGCAGCCCUUCGCAGUCCAGAAGAACAUGUUUAGCACAGCCCAUGAAUGUUCAAUGGAUGACACCAGCCUCUUAAUCCCAAUCAUUGUUGGUGCCGCUCUGGCUGGUUUGAUUGUCAUUGUUGUGAUUGCAUACGUGAUUGGUCGACGAAGGACCUAUGUUGGAUAUCAGACAUUGUAAUGAAACAAAAUCAAAGAAUCCAAUCCUGAGCGUUUUAAGGGACACACAAGCCUGUUCCUGGACCAUUGUAAAUAUUGUGGGUUUUUGUGCAAUCUCAAUUGGCAACUGACUCGGGGCCAUGGGAGUUAAAAAAAUGUAUUGUCCUUAUGUGGUCAAUUAAUCCCCUGGCCCUUAAACUGCAACACAUUAAAAUCUGAAGAUACAGUGGCACUCCAGGACCAGAGCUCCCUAUUGUGAAAUUAUUUUGUGUGCACAUCACCACCCCCCCACCCCCACUUUUUUUUUUUUUUUUUUUUUUUUUUUUUUUUUUUGUGUGUGUUGUGAAGUAAGUGCAUGGUCUUGUGUUUUGGCUUAAAGCCCAAUUAUUUUUCUCUUGAAAUGCAAAUUAGUGCUACAGUCAUAGUACCGUGCAAUAUAUUCAUAUGUAAGAACAAUGUAGAUUCAUAGAUCAUGAGUUGUGGCCAAUUUAAAGAGUUUCAUUGCUCCAUAGCAGACCCUGCACUUGCUUCUUAGACAUUCCUUUAAUUUUCAUUUUGCAAUUGAUUGAUUUAGCUCAUUUAAUUUGUGUCCAAGUCCAUCAUUACUGUAUCCACAGCUUUAGACUGAAACAGCGUUUUAUUCACCUGUCUUGCAGCAUUUUGGUUAAAUAUUAAAAGUAGUUCAAGAAACAGGUUGUUACUGUGCACUAUAGUAACUGGACUGCUCACAUUUAUUGAGAUCAUGUGCUUUUGCAAUAUGAUGAUCAUCCUGUAUUCAGAGCAGCUGUGUGGGAGAUUGCUAAACGAAGAAAACAUGUAAACAUGCUGGAUGGUCCUUUCAAACAAUUGAAAUUCUAGAACAGAAAAACAAAUGCUUGAAUGUUUAAACUUCAUGACAAGCAUUUAAAAAAAAAAAUAUACAAACCAUUGUAUUAAAAGUAGGCCUGGUGUUUUUGAGUGACUCUUAGUAAAUCAUAAAACAAAGAAAUGGUAACUGCCAUUUAAAUCCUGUUACUAAAUAGUUUUGGUAGUGUUUAGUAACCUUUUUGGGGGUUUAAAAAGGGACGUUGAAUUAUAAAUAUCUUGUCGGCUACUCUUUACUAUAACUUUUAAUUAUUUACCACUACUUUAGCCUGAAAGAUACAUGCUGCUCUUUGCUAAUGCAACUGUGAAUUGUAUUUGCUGCAAGAAAGUUUUGCACCUGCUUGAGCCCACUUUGGUAGUGGCUGUGGAUUAUUUUUGAAUUACACCUGCCCCCCCAUGUAAAUUUUACAUGACUUGUGUUAGUUUGAUUUUCAUUUGCAGAAUUUAGUUUAAAGAAUAAGUUCUCUUUACUUUCUCUCAUGUCUUUCUGCUUUUAUCACAUAUAAUGGCUUUUUUUUUUCUUUUUUUUUUUCUCCCCUCCCCCCAUUCACACUGUUUAUGCACUAUUCUAAUUUAGUCUAUGCACCACCUGCACAGAAUCUUAUGUAAAUGUUUUUCACUAUAGCCAGGAUAAAUUAAAUCCUGGUUACUGGUAAUUUUGUGCCUUGCUUGAUGAAAUUACUUUUGCUUGCCAUCCAAUCACUUAUCAAUAACUUUUUAAAUAAACAAAUCUAUAUUUGUUUUCUGUUUUUCCCCUGAGCAUACUUUUGUGACCAUUUUCUGACAGCAGAUUUGUAAAAAGGGAUUCUUUAUCUGACUGCCCUAGUAUUUGAUGUUUCAUGAGAUUGGUUGUUUUGUUUUGCAAUGAAAAUGGCUGUUUUAAUUGGCUUUUAGCUGCAAUAAAUGAAGAAAGACAAUUGUGUGCGUAUAUAA